CCAAACGCUACUGUUAGCUGUCCGUAGCCAUUAAUAGGCAAGAAGAAGAACGCCCAUUUUGCUCAUACUGUCCAGGCAUCGAAGUGGGCUGAAAUAUCAACAGACAGAUAGAAGAGGACAAAGAGCUGCAAUGGACGGAGAUGUCGCGGUUGGUGUGAAGAGAGGCUCAGAUGAGCUCAACAUGUAUGGUAGCAGCCCCAACUCUAUGACCGCGAAUGGCAGUGACAGUAAGAAACAGCGUCUGGAUGAAUCACCUCCCUCCAGAGUUCUCCACAUCAGGAAACUUCCCAAUGAAGUGUCAGAGACUGAAGUCAUUGCUUUGGGGCUGCCCUUUGGAAAGGUCACCAACAUACUGAUGCUCAAGGGGAAAAACCAGGCGUUUCUGGAGUUGGGUACAGAGGAAGCAGCAAUCACGAUGGUGAACUACUACACAGCUGUCACACCACAGGUCAGGAACACACCUGUCUUCAUCCAGUACUCCAACCACAAGGAACUGAAAACAGACUCCGCUCUGAACCAGAGAGCCCAGGCUGUGCUGCAGGCGGUGUCAGCAGUUCAGGAUGGAAGCUCUCCCUCUUCUGACCCAGGAGUUCUGGACCUGGCUCCGCCCCCCAGCCCAGUCCUGCGAAUUAUUAUUGAUAACAUGUUUUAUCCUGUGACGCUGGACGUUCUACAACAGAUCUUCAGCAAGUUUGGAACCGUGAUGAAGAUAAUAACCUUCACCAAGAACAACCAGUUUCAGGCUCUUCUGCAGUUCAGUGACCCUGUCAAUGCUCAGCAGGCUAAACUGUCUUUGGAUGGACAGAACAUCUAUAAUUCAUGCUGUACUCUGCGGAUAGACUUCAGUAAACUGGUCAACCUCAACGUCAAAUACAACAAUGAUAAGAGUCGAGAUUACACCAGACCUGACCUUCCUACUGGAGACGGAGAGGCAACCAACAAGGAUCAUUCUUUACUGGGUACCCCAUCUGGAGCGCUAGCUUCCUACUCUAGUGGAGGAGGUUACUCAUCUUCUCUCUCCCUCUCGCAGGGUGGAGGAGCCAUCAGUCCUCUGAGUGCUGCGGCAGCAGCGGCAGCAGCUGCAGGUCGCGUUGCUCUGUCUGGGUCCGGAGUGUCAGGAGUCCUGUUGGCAUCCAACCUAAAUGAAGAGAUGGUCACGCCUCAAAGUCUCUUUACCCUCUUCGGAGUCUAUGGUGAUGUCCAGAGGGUGAAGAUCCUCUACAACAAAAAGGACAGCGCUCUGAUCCAACUGUCGGAUGGCAACCAGGCCCAGCUGGCUAUGAGCCACUUGAAUGGUCAAAAGGUGUUUGGUAAAGUGAUGAGAGUGACGCUGUCAAAGCACCAAACUGUGGCUUUGCCCAGAGAAGGACUGGACGACCAACUGCUAACUAAAGAUUUCUCUGGGUCUCCGCUCCAUCGCUUUAAGAAGCCUGGAUCCAAGAACUUCCAGAACAUCUUUCCUCCCUCUGCAACACUUCAUCUCUCCAAUAUCCGGGACGGCGUUGGAGAGGAUGAUCUACGCCUCCUGUUCUCGAACAGCGGAGGAAGCGUCAAGGCCUUCAAGUUCUUCCAGGACCGUAAGAUGGCCUUGAUCCAGAUGUCGUCAGUAGAGGAGGCAAUCAAAGCACUGAUGGAUCUUCACAACUAUGACAUGGGAGGGAACCACCAUCUAAAAGUUUCCUUUUCAAAGUCCACCAUCUAACCCUCACCCCCCGACUCCCAAACCUGAAGAUCCACGACGAGCGAGGAAGCCACUACCAUUAUUCUGUCAACCCUCUCUUUUUCUCCCCAAACCUUAAAUUAGGUAGUAACAGUAUCACACAUCAUGUGAUCAAAUGUUAAAAAUCCAAAUUCAACAAAGUAAACCAGUAGAAUCAGUUUGCAAAGUCAAACACCAGCUCAGUGUCUGCAGUGAUGUAGAGGUGUACUCCUGGGUCUGUCAGCACGCCGUGACAUCACUGUCGGGUGUGGUUACAGGUGCUCACCUCUGACCUGCUCUCUCACCUGUCCACAUGACAGUCCCCUCCUACAAAGAGCGAUUUCUUAUUUUAAACCAGCGUCACUCAGACAGUCACUUCCUGCUCUGUGUGGCGGUAUCUCCCAACACUUCUAACCACUUUUCUUCAGCAAUCACGUGACUCCUCUUUCCUUUCCUGUGGUUCGAAGAUGUCUUAUGGACAGUGCAGUUUGUGACACACACACACACACACACAGCCUCGGUGUGCUGAUUCCCUCCUUCAAACCUCAUCGUGUUUGUUUGUGCACUUUGGUGCAUUCACAAAAAAAAAAAACUUGGACUUUUCAUCCAAGCUACAAGCAUUAAGGAGCGGGCUCUGUUCUCUCCUCUCAUCUGCAGUGUAAAUAUAUGUUUUACAUGAUUACCAGCACCCAAUGUUACUAUGUAGGGAUUUUAACAGCCUACAGUAAAACAGCUCGCAGCUUCAAACACGGCGCUGCACUACACACAAUCGACUUCAGUGCCCAGAAACCCUCAAACUGUUUCCAAUUUCAAUGGACAUUUUUUUUUUUUGUGAACAAUCACUGACUGAGGGUGUUCAUCCAUUGGAUCAAGAGCAGGAAGUUGAUCCCAGCUGCUCUGUGGGUGAUGAUAAAAGGCAUUCUGUGAAAUGUGAAUAAUAAUUUGAAGCUAAUGAUUCUUCUUAAGGACAAGUGAGUAAACCCCCCCCCCUCCACCCCCCACCCCCCACCCCCCACCCAGAUUUCCUUUACUUGGAAUGUAUGGACAGUAACACUUUGUAAUAAUACUGAGGAUCCAAAGGUGGCGUCUGUAAUGUUCCUGUUUAAAUCCCGCUGCAUGUCAACGCUUUCUGUUUAGACGAGGUUUCAACAUGUGAUUCUGGUCUUGGUCUCUGAUUUUUGGGGAGGAGACCUGUUGGGACCAAAGUACAUACGCCUUUAGUCUGUGGUCUGGUUUUGCUGUUGACUGUCUUUGAACACUUCAUUUUACAGGUAACGUUUGUUGAUCCUUUUGGUUUUUUUUUUUUUUUAAAUAGAUCUUCCCAGUCUGACAACAUGAGCUUAUUUAUCAGCCAGAUAUGCACAGAGAACUGUGUCAAUGUUUGUCUCCAAAGUGUUUCUUCUUUUUUUUUUAAUUUAAUUUAAUUUUUUCUUUUUUUUUUUUACUCAUCUCGGUUCUUACUUGCAGCUGCAGAGUUUAUUUUUGGAUAGUUCUUCUCUUAGAGGAUUGUUGUAAGUACUUCAGCUCUGUUUUUAUUUUUCAUUUUUUCAUUUUUUUGUCAUAAGAUUUCAGAUUAGCACAAAUUAAACACGUCUUUUCUACCAAGGAGCCCAGGUUAAAUUGUGUGUGUUUGUGUGUGUGUGUGUGUUUGGGCUGGGUUCAGACCUCUGCUCUCACCUGUCUUACCUGUCAACCUGUCAAUAAACUUCUCUCACUCUGUUCAGCUCUGUCUCUCUGCUCUCACUUUUUUUCUCUUCACCUUUCUCUCCUUUAGCUGUUCUGUUCUUUCUACGUUUCCUCUGAGACGAUAUAUAAAACGGACGGUGUGUUCAGACACUGUGUGGACAGGAGCACAUGCUGAUUUAUUAACUGCUCUUUUCUGCUCCUAGGUAUGAUGUCCAGGUUGUUCAGUAUUAAUUGGACUCAUUUUGAAAUAAAUUCAAGUUAGUUUUGUAAAAAUAUAUA
Toxotes jaculatrix (banded archerfish) is the source of this 3664-nucleotide messenger RNA. RefSeq names its product polypyrimidine tract-binding protein 2-like. Gene Ontology annotation, molecular function: mRNA binding. Bases 131 to 1702 code for a protein of 523 amino acids. Lineage: Eukaryota; Metazoa; Chordata; Actinopteri; Toxotidae. Gene Ontology annotation, cellular component: nucleus. The transcript is spliced from 17 exons. Gene Ontology annotation, biological process: regulation of RNA splicing; mRNA processing. The record is from RefSeq and is a predicted model, not a curated record.